Molecule: messenger RNA, 1485 nt
Organism: Setaria italica (foxtail millet)
Lineage: Eukaryota; Viridiplantae; Streptophyta; Magnoliopsida; Poales; Poaceae
Exons: 4
Coding region: 1-1485 (494 amino acids)
Molecular function (GO): glycosyltransferase activity
Source: RefSeq, a predicted model, not a curated record
AUGAAAGCCUUCAGGAACACAUCGCGGGGUCUCUCGAAGAGCAAGCUCGCCGUCGGGCUAUUCGCCGGCGUCUUCCUGGCGCGGCUGAUAUACUUCCCGGUGUCGCCGAAGUUCGCCGUCCGCAGUCCCAACGCUAUCUUGCCGGGAUCGUUGAUAAAUGGAGUUGCAGAUCAUCCGCCGGUGAUGGAGAAGAUUGAUCUUGCACUGCCGCUAGGUAAUAGCGCAGCAGAAUCUCCAGCGGUCACAGAGCAGGACCACGAAAAGGAACUCACCAUUUCUCCUACAAAUUCCACAGGUGAACAAGCUGCACCAAGAUCUAUUCUUCCUCCUACUUUGAAGCCAAUCUGCGACCUCUCCGACCAGCGCUACGACGGCUGCGAAAUGUGGGGCGACGCACGCACGGCGAACGGCACAAACACGUCGCGGAUCUACUACAUUCCGCCGCCAUCGCAGCUCGCCACCGCCGAGGCCGCCGCCUGGAGCAUCCGCUCGCAGUCCCGCAAGAUCAUCGCCGUCCGCGAGGUCACCGUCCGGUCCCUCAACCUGUCCAACCUCCACGAGGCGCCGAGCUGCACCGUCUGGCGGGGCGUGCCGGCGGUGGUCUUCGCGCUCGGGGGCCUGACGUACAACUUGUGGCACGCCUUCAGCGACGUGCUGGUCCCGCUCUUCACGACGGUCCGGGCGUUCGGCGGCGAGGUCGAGCUCGUCGCCACCGACGCCCCGGUCUGGUUCGUCCCCAAGUACCGCCGCGUCCUCCGGGCGCUGUCGCGGUAUGGCGUCGUCAUGCUCGACACCGACACGGAGGUGCGCUGCUACCCGCACCUCAUCGUCGGCAUCCGCGGCCACCGCGACCUCGACAUCGACCCGGCGCGCGCCCCGAACAACCUCGACAUGUUCGCCUUCCGCACGUUCGUCCGGGAGGCCUACUCCCUGCCACCACCGGCCGCCGCGCUUCCGGUGAAAUCCGGCGGCGUCAAGCCCCGGCUCAUGAUCAUCCUCCGCCGCAAGACGCGGCGGUUCGUGAACCCCGACGCCAUCGUCGCGGCGAUCGAGCGCGCGGGGUUCGACGUGGUGCGCAUGGAGCCGACCCUCGCGGCCGACAUGGACGCAAUCUCCCGGGAGGUGGACGCGUGCGACGUGCUUCUGGGGGUGCACGGCGCCGGGCUGACGAACAUGGUGUUCCUGCGCACGGGCGCCGUGUUGUUGCAGGUCAUCCCGUGGGGGAAGAUGGAGCCCCACAGCGAGGGGUUCUUCGGCGCGCCGGCGGCGCACAUGGGCGUCCGGCACGUCACGCACAGCAUCGCCGCCGAGGAGAGCACGCUGUACGACAAGUACGGCAAGGACCAUCCGGUGAUCACGGAUCCUGACAUUUUCUACAAGAAUGGGAGCAAUGCGAGGUAUUACUGGUGGGAGCAGAGCAUCCGUCUCAACACCACGAGAUUCAUGCCAACGCUCGAGAGGGUGAAGCGGCUGCUGCAAGAGUGA